This is a messenger RNA of Eimeria mitis, 1194 nucleotides long. RefSeq lists its product as uncharacterized. Bases 1 to 1194 code for a protein of 397 amino acids. Lineage: Eukaryota; Apicomplexa; Conoidasida; Eucoccidiorida; Eimeriidae. The transcript is spliced from 10 exons. The record is from RefSeq and is a predicted model, not a curated record.
AUGGAGGCCCCUGAUCUUUCACAAAUAGACGAUGAGGAGGUCUUGACCCUUGUGUUGCUCGACUCAACACAUCCCCAGAUCGUGGCUACUGCGACUGAGACAAAAAACACCCUCUUAGUGUCAGCAAAUCAGGUCUUGAAAUGGCUGGAGGAGAGAAAAGAUGCUUUCGCUCGUUUCACAGAGCCAACAGAAGGAGAAAAGAAACUCGAGGGAGGAAUCAGCAGAGACGAUGUUGACAAACUGCUGAAGAGGAUGAAGGGCGUCGUUGAUGCGUCUCUUAAGCGCACAUUUGAACUGGAUGGCAUCUCCUUUCAAGCAAUGAACCCAAUUUGGGGAACAGAGAAGAGCGUCCGUCAGUCAAGGAAAUUUCUCGUUCAGUUGCUCGAGAAAAUAACGAGCAGGGGAGAGGCGGUAAUCCUCUUUCUUUCUUCAGUCUUGGCGAAACUGCCCCCUCCCCCUCCUCCCCCAGCGCCGCCUGAGCCGUUAAAGCCUCCAAAAGAAACAAAUUCUACCGAGGGAAAGUCGCCAGAGGUUGGAAGAGGCAGAGGCAGAGGGCUGCACCCACCGGGGGCUGGCAGGGGCCGAGGAGUGCCUCUGGCCAGGGGUUCUGGCGUCGGCAUUUCGCCUUUGUUUUCUAGCCCUGAUGUCGAAGGCGGUGUAUCUCCACCGGGUAAAGAAGGCGGGGGAGACGAAGGAAGCAGACAGCAGCGGAAACACGAGCGGGACGACAGCCCCGAUGAUGGCACCCAAAGACGAUGGAAAAAGAAACCACCAUCAAAUGUUGAUUGGAUGCUCAAAUGCAAAACUAAACUUUUCGAGUUGAAAGAGCGCACUGCCAAGAAAGCUAUCUCAGAUGUUUUCCUCACAGAAAGGUCGCUGCAGGAGACAAUUUCCUUUAUUGAUCAUAAUGCAACAAAACUGGAAGCCGUUGCAGCAAAGAGCGCGUCAGACUUCGCCGCGGAAGAUCGCCGCGUGUUCAUGCAGAGCAUCGAGUCGUAUAUCUACGGGCUGGAGAGGGCGCUGAUGCUACUCGCGAAGGAAACGUUAAACAAACGCCAGUUAAUGGGCCUCUUCGACAGCGCCGUGAAGGUUGAGCGGCUGACGACGCCAUCUGAACUGCUGACAGAAAUGAGGAGCAUUACUUCCCUUCUGAACACUUUCGCAUAUAUGCCUAAAAUGGACGACGACGACUAA